AUGUUGAGAAAUACAGCAUUAAGAGGUGUCAGGUGGGGCAGCACUAGUGUUAAUACCGUUGGUGCUCGUCCACCUUUUAAAUUUAUGUUUCAAAAGGAGGCCAAGCCCAGCACGGGAAACAGUCUUAGGGCCACAAAUGGCAAAUGGAGCAGUUAUAAGUUACCUACACCAUCAGCAACAACUUCCAUACCAGACAUACGAAACGACACUGUGAAAAGUGUCACGCUAGGCAUACACAAUAAGGAAUCCCCCGCAGCAAAGACAAUGGCAGUACCAGUUAAGGAGAGAGCGCAUGAAGGGUUGAAGACCUCUAAUAAGGGCAAGAAAAGAAGACUUGUACCGCACAAGCAGCUCAUUUCACUGACCCCAGCUGCUGUGGCGCACCUAAGGUCGCUGUGUCAGCAACCAGAACCAAAAUUAAUACGGAUUAGCGCUAAACACCGUGGCUGUGCAGGUCUCAGCUACGAUUUAUCAUACAUAGACGCACCCGGUAAAUUUGACGAAGUAGUAGAACAGGACGGGGUACGUGUUGUGAUAGACUCCAAAGCGUUGUUCAGCGUGGUAGGGAGCGAGAUGGACUGGGUGGAGAACCGUCUAUUCAGCAAGUUUGUCUUCAAGAAUCCAAACUCCAAGGGCACGUGUGGGUGCGGUGAGAGUUUCAUGAUUUAG
Molecule: messenger RNA, 669 nt
Organism: Nakaseomyces glabratus
Lineage: Eukaryota; Fungi; Ascomycota; Saccharomycetes; Saccharomycetales; Saccharomycetaceae
Gene: ISA1
Product: iron-sulfur cluster assembly accessory protein
Biological process (GO): iron-sulfur cluster assembly
Cellular component (GO): mitochondrion; cytoplasm
Molecular function (GO): 2 iron, 2 sulfur cluster binding
Source: RefSeq, a predicted model, not a curated record